This is a messenger RNA of Diabrotica virgifera virgifera (western corn rootworm), 912 nucleotides long. Its product is annotated as zinc finger protein 235-like. Bases 1 to 912 code for a protein of 303 amino acids. The record is from RefSeq and is a predicted model, not a curated record. Lineage: Eukaryota; Metazoa; Arthropoda; Insecta; Coleoptera; Chrysomelidae. Gene Ontology annotation, biological process: regulation of transcription by RNA polymerase II; central nervous system development. The transcript has a single exon. Gene Ontology annotation, molecular function: DNA-binding transcription factor activity, RNA polymerase II-specific; RNA polymerase II cis-regulatory region sequence-specific DNA binding. Gene Ontology annotation, cellular component: nucleus.
AUGAAAGCAAUAGACAUACAUUCAUGCAAUAAAGAACAACUAGAAACAACUUCGAAACUACUUGUUCAAGAAAAAACAUUAAAAAGUGAAAUUUGUAAUAAGCAGUUUGUUGGAAAAAAAUAUUUAAAUCAACAUUUUGAAAUUCACAGGGUAGAGAAGCCUUACAAGUGUGAAAUUUGUUUUGAACAAUUUAGUGAAGCUGCCAAGAUGAAAAUUCAUUUGAGAAUACAUACUGGAGAAAAGUCAUGUAAGUGUGAAAUUUGUUUUAAACAGUUUACUCAUGCAGCUAAUUUGAAACCACAUUUGAGAAUUCACACUGGUGAAGUAUCUUUUAAGUGUGAAAUUUGUUCUAAGCAAUUUAGUGCCACAGGUAGUUUGAAAAGACAUUUGAGAGUGCAUACUGGAGAAAAGCCUUACAAGUGCGAAAUUUGUUUUAAGCAAUUUAGUCAAGAUGAACAUUUAAAACAGCAUUUAAGGGUACACACUGGAGAGAAACCUUACAAGUGUAAAAUUUGUUUUAAGCAAUUUAGUCGAGAGGGAAGUUUGAAAUCCCAUAUAAGAGUACACACUGGAGAAAAACCUUACAAGUGUGAAAUUUGUUCUAAGCAAUUUAGUCAAGAGGGUAGUUUGAAAAACCAUUUAAGAGUACACACUGGAGAAAAGCCUUACAAGUGCAAAAUUUGUUUGGCGCAAUUUAGUGAAGCAGGCAGUUUGAAAAGACAUCUAAAAAUGCACGCUGGAGAAAAACCUUAUAAGUGUAAAAUUUGUUCUAAGCAAUUUAUUCAAAGUGGAGAUUUGAAAAGGCAUUUGAGGAUACAUACCGGAGAAAAGCCUUAUAAAUGCGAAAUUUGUUUUAAGCAAUUUAGUCAAAAUGGUGAUUUGAAAAAUCAUUUAAAAAUACAUACUGUAUGA